AUGGCAGUGGAAGUGGAGGCUCCAUCUGUGGAGGAGGAGGCUCUGGCUCAGGCUCUGGGUGGCCACAGCUCCGGAGGCUUUGGGUCGAGCUCUGGCAGUGGAUGCAUUCGUGCAGUGCGUGUCAAUGAGAACCUGCUGCGGCCGCUUGAUGUGAAGAUCGACCCCGAAAUCCAGCGCAUCCGAAGGCAGGAGAGAGAGCAAAUGAGGAGCCUCAAUAACCAGUUUGCCUGUUUGAUUGACAAGGUGCAGCAUCUGGAGCAGCAGAACAGGCUGCUGGCCACCAAAUGGGCCCUCCUCCAAAAGCACCUCCUGCCAUCCCAGAAGAAUUUUAAGCACGUCUUCAACACUUUCAUCUGCAGCCUUCAGAGGAGGCUGGACUCACUGCUGCACGAGCAGGAGCAGAUGGAGCUGGAGCUGAACAACACUGAGAAGCUCAUUGAAGAGGCCAAAUGCAAAUAUGAGCAGGAGGUGAACAGAUGCACAGCUGCUGAGACUGAGCUUGUGCUGCUGAAGAAGGAUGUGGACUGUGUCUACCUCACCAAAGCAGAGCUGGAAGCGAAACUGGAAACCCUCAAGCAGCAGACAGAGCUCCUGAAGUGUGUGUCUGCUCAGGGAACUGCUGAGCUGGAGAAAAGUCUCUGUGACACCUCUGUUGUGGUGAAAAUGGACAACAGCCAAAGCCUGGGCACAGAGGGCAUCCUCAGGGGCAUUGAGCUGUGGUAUGAAGAUGCAGCACAGAAAAGCAAGGCGGAAUUGGAAGCACUGUACAGAGCUAGGUACCAAGAGCUCGAGGAGGCAAAGAGGAAGCAAUGCAGUGAACUGAAGUCCCACCAGCAAGAGAUUGAGGAGCUGAGUUUUGUGAUGCAGAGAUGGCAGAGGGACCUUGAGAACGUGAAGAACCAGGUGUCAACUCUGCAGACAUCUGUUAGUGACACUGAGCAGCGUGGGGACCGUGCUCUGAAGGAUGCGCAGGAGAAGCACAGUGAGCUGCAGAAUGCCCUCCAGAAGGCCAAGGAUGAGCUGGCUUGCAUGCUGCAGAAUUACCAGGAGCUGCUGAAUGUCAAGCUGGCCCUGGACAUUGAGAUUGCCACCUAUAAGACUUUGUUGGAGGGUGAAGAGAGCAGGUUGCGCACUGAGUGCCCUGUGAGAAUGUCACUGGCCUGGGACAUGGACCUCGUGCAGCCAGCAGAAGACGUGGGUCCUCCCCUGGUGCCAGCAGAGCAUCCCAACCUGGGGAUGAUGGUGUCUAUCACAAAGGGUCCACCAACGCUGCAGGCAAGAAAUGUCUCCCCAGUGCUCCCAGAUGCAGCUGCUUCCCAAGGGGCCACCAAUGGAGCUGUGGAGGUGGGGCCCAUGCUGGCCAGAGCUCAGCCCAUGUGA
Molecule: messenger RNA, 1380 nt
Organism: Tympanuchus pallidicinctus (lesser prairie-chicken)
Lineage: Eukaryota; Metazoa; Chordata; Aves; Galliformes; Phasianidae
Product: keratin, type II cytoskeletal 1-like
Exons: 11
Coding region: 1-1380 (459 amino acids)
Biological process (GO): keratinization; intermediate filament organization
Cellular component (GO): keratin filament
Molecular function (GO): structural constituent of skin epidermis
Source: RefSeq, a predicted model, not a curated record